AUGCUGUGCACGCUUCGAUCAUGGAGCUUCGUGCUUCUUCUCCUAUCCUCGUCGGCGAUAUCAGCGCUGUCAUUUACUGAACGGGUCGCCACCGUUUUUGCAAAAAAUUAUAUCUCCUCCGAUUCUAGCACAAAAUGUGAUGGUGCAGACUGCCAGGAGUUCCUUUACCCGACAAGGUUCCCCGGCGUCACCUGGGACUACGAUAACUGGAGGUUAGCCACAACAACCCUCGAUCAAGGCCACUACCAAUCUCGCGGCUCUAUCGCAAAUGGCUACAUCGGUAUCAACGUCGCGGCAGUAGGGCCAUUUUUUGAACUCGAUACCGCAGUCAAUGGUGACGUCAUCAACGGGUGGCCGUUGUAUUCGCGCCGACAAACGUUCGCGACCAUCUCCGGAUUCUAUGAUCUCCAACCGACAACCAAUGGAAGCAAUUUCCCCUGGAUGAACCAGUACGGUGGCGAGAGUGUGAUUAGCGGCGUGCCACAUUGGAGUGGGUUGGUUCUUGAUCUAGGCAAUAAUGAGUAUCUUGAUUCCAGCGUUACCGUGGAUGAGAUCUCAAAUUUCAAGUCUACAUUGGAUAUGAAAGGCGGUCUGCUGAACUGGGAGUAUACCUGGUCCCCUAUUGGAAGGGAGGAGUCAUUUGCGAUUUCCUACCAGCUUUUUGCGCAUAGGCUGAAUGUCACUCAGGCCGUGGUGCGAAUGGCUAUUACCCCGUCGGCAGACAUGAAUGUGAGAGUUGUUAAUGUUAUCGACGGAUAUUCAGCUGUGCGGACCGAGUUUGUCGAUUCAGGUGAGGAUGGGCACGCGAUUUACUCAUCCGUUAGCCCUGUCGGUGUCCCGGAUGUGACUGCUUACAUUUACGCGACAAUGUCUGGCUCGAAGGAAGUGGAUAUCGAAUCAUUGAAAUUAGUCCCCAAUCCUCCAUACGUACACACGAACCGUUCCUCAAUUGCCCAGGCUGCUGAUAUUAAACUACGCGCCGGCCAGAAAAGCAUCGUCACUAAAUUUGUGGGUAUAGCAUCUUCUGACGGAUUUGAAAACCCAAAGCAAGUGGCAAAGGAGGCAUCAUCAAAUGCUGCCGACGUUGGCUACGAAGCACUUUUGAAGUCUCAUAUUGGAGAGUGGGCAGCUGUUUUCACUGAUGACUCUGUCGAUGAUUUUGCUGUUCCAAAAACCGGGCGCCUACCUCUGGAUGACCACAUUAUCGAAUCUGCUAUCACAUCCGUCACGAAUCCCUUUUACCUGCUCCAGGCCAUUGUGAGCGAUAAUGCAAUUCACGUUGCCAGAAAUGCCCCUAUCCACCAGGGCAGCGUUGCCGUGGGUGGUUUGACUUCAGACUCGUAUGGUGGUCUAAUCUUCUGGGAUGCGGAUAUCUGGAUGCAACCGGGUCUAGUUACUGCCUUCCCACAGGCGGCUCAAUCAUUUACUAACUAUCGUCUCAUAAAAUACGGACAGGCCAUUGAGAAUACUAAAACUGCAUUCGCAUCGUCAAAGAACCAGACUAGGUUCUCUCAGGGCGCUGCUAUCUAUCCAUGGACUAGUGGACGGUUCGGGAAUUGUACGGGGACAGGCCCAUGUUUCGAUUACCAGUACCACCUUAAUGGAGAUAUUGGCUUGCAGAUGAUCAAUAAUUGGGUGACCACUGGUGACACCGAUCACUUUAAAGAGAAGUUGCUUCCAGUUUACAAUUCGAUUGCGAUACUAUAUGCCGAUCUCCUGGAAAAGAACGGGACAAAAUGGACACUCACUAACAUGACGGACCCGGACGAAUACGCUAAUCAUGUUGAUGGUGGGGGUUUUACCUUGCCCAUGAUGGCGACAACAUUGAUCUACGCAAACUCAUUGCGUCAGAUGUUCGGUUUCGAGCAGAAUGUGACAUGGAAUGAGAUGGCUGAAAACAUACUGGUGUUGAGAGACCCCGUGGCAGACGUCACCCUAGAAUACACAACGAUGAAUGGCAGCACCCGAGUGAAGCAAGCGGAUAUCGUCUUGAAUACGUUUCCGUUAAGAUAUACAGAUGGAUAUUCCCCGCAAAACGCACUGGGCGAUCUUGACUAUUACGCUGCAAAGCAAUCCCCUGACGGCCCCGGAAUGACCUAUGCCAUCUUCUCCAUCGUCGCCAACGAAAUUUCUCCGUCUGGAUGUUCCGCCUACACAUACGCGCAAUACUCUUAUGCCCCAUACAUCCGGGCCCCAUUCUUCCAGUUCUCUGAGCAGCUAAUAGACAACUGGUCGAGAAAUGGCGGUACUCACCCCGCAUAUCCAUUCCUAACGGGAAACGGUGGCGCCAACCAAGUCGCCUUAUUCGGCUAUCUGGGUUUGCGCCUCCUCCCAGAUUUUGUCUUGCACUUGGACCCCAACCUGCCACCACAAAUUCCACAUUUAUCCUACCGGACUUUCUACUGGCAUGGCUGGCCCCUGAAAGCUGCGUCGAAUUAUACACAUACAACCAUACAGCGCGCCCCUAAUACACAGCCACUGCCAAUAGCAGCUAAAAAAUUCGCCGGCGCUCCUAUUCCUGUCCAUGUCGGUCCCGAAUCAAAUGUAACAGUCUAUUUACUCCCCGCCUUUGGCAUCCUCACCAUUCCCAAUCGCCAAAUUGGCUCCCAUGCCACGUUCCCGGGAAACAUGGUACAAUGCCAGCCAGCUUCCUCUCCAGACGAGUACGAACCGGGCCAAUUCCCCAUCGCAGCCAUAGACGGCGCUGCAUCAACUAAAUGGCAACCUAAACGCGCAAAUGCCACCUCGUCGCUAACUGUCUCCUUCCCCGACGACGAAAUCUCGGAAUUAAUCACGGGUUUCGGCUUCGACUGGGCGCAGGCACCCCCUGAAUCCAUCGCCGUCGUCCUGCACAAUACUCCGCUAAGUAAACCAACACAACAGCAGGUGUCCCAGUCAUUUUCACCAUCAUCGGCGUCGGGGGCGCUAUCUGUCCCUUCGACUCCAGGCGCCAUCACAGUCACCGCCUUUCCUUCAAUCACACUCUCCAACCCCUACAAUCCGGCAACGACGGACCUAAACAUCAUAGCCCGUUACACUGGAAACACGACGAAUGUGACGCUGGCACGGCCCGUGCCAGCCACCCGCUUUGCGACACUCUUCAUGUGGGGAAAUCAGGCGCUGGAUAAUGUAGAUCGACGGGCGGGGAAUGGAAGUGGGGCUACUGUGGCGGAAUGGUCGAUCCUUCGAGCCCUUCGAGCGGGGCAGAGCGGGACAACUGCGGACCGAGGAGGUGGUGAGGAGGGGAAGUUUAAGGUCAGGGGGGGCUAG
Histoplasma mississippiense is the source of this 3270-nucleotide messenger RNA. Its product is annotated as acid trehalase precursor. The record is from RefSeq and is a predicted model, not a curated record. Gene Ontology annotation, cellular component: fungal-type cell wall. The transcript is spliced from 4 exons. NCBI's taxonomy places the organism in Eukaryota, Fungi, Ascomycota, Eurotiomycetes, Onygenales, Ajellomycetaceae. Gene Ontology annotation, biological process: trehalose catabolic process. Bases 1 to 3270 code for a protein of 1089 amino acids. Gene Ontology annotation, molecular function: alpha,alpha-trehalase activity; carbohydrate binding.